Arabidopsis thaliana (thale cress) is the source of this 746-nucleotide messenger RNA. RefSeq lists its product as uncharacterized. Bases 100 to 471 code for a protein of 123 amino acids. The record is from RefSeq and is marked reviewed. Lineage: Eukaryota; Viridiplantae; Streptophyta; Magnoliopsida; Brassicales; Brassicaceae. The transcript is spliced from 3 exons.
AUUUAUAGUAGUAUUAUCUUCGAUUUUAAAAAAAAAAAGACGAAAUAAAAACUCUCUAAAUCCAAUUCGAAACCAAUAAAUCAAACUCUUUCUCGUUUCAUGUUCUUUUUUUCGGUAGUAAUUUCCGACAGCAAGAGAAAAACAAAAUCUUCAAAUGGGCCGAUUUCCGGUGAAGAAGUGUUUCUAGUAAGAGAUCCUAAGGAUGUCUCACAGGAAGGUUGGUCCAAAUUCAAGGCGGAGCAAAGAUUCGAUGGAGGACAAAGAGUUAGCAGCACGAAACGACAACUUUUGUGUGGAGGUAGUGAAAAGAGGAGGUACCCUCCUACACUCUAUUUGGAAGGAAAAUCACCUUUAGAGAGGAGGAGCAUGCACCAUAACUACACUCUUCAUAAUUUUGGAACUUUGAAAGAUAAUAAUGGAGAUGAUAUCUACAAUGAUAUCUGUGAUAAUUCACAAGUUGGAAUGAUAUAAAAGUUAGAUGACAGUGGAUAUGUUUGGCGUGGGCUAUAAGGUUGUGCAUCAUCUAUUAAAUCACUUAACCAUUAUAAUCAGGUUUGAUAAUGCAUGAUUAUACGUAUAGCAGUCAUGGCCAGUCCUAAAGCAUUUUUUACGUCUUUCCAAAAUAUACUAAAAGUAAAUGUAUAAUAUUAGUUAAUCUACAAAACAUGAAAGGAAAAAAAACACUAUAACAAUUAUCUGAACGUGAAACAAAACAAACACUAUAAAACAUGAAAGGAAAAAAAAUU